Molecule: messenger RNA, 1349 nt
Organism: Penaeus chinensis
Lineage: Eukaryota; Metazoa; Arthropoda; Malacostraca; Decapoda; Penaeidae
Product: single insulin-like growth factor-binding domain protein-2
Exons: 3
Coding region: 103-519 (138 amino acids)
Biological process (GO): regulation of signal transduction; regulation of cell growth
Cellular component (GO): extracellular region
Molecular function (GO): insulin-like growth factor binding
Source: RefSeq, a predicted model, not a curated record
CUCGUCUUUAAAGUACACAGACAGAGCGAAAUGUUGUAGUGUGCAGCAGAAGUGUGGAAGAGUGAGAGCCAAAGAGAGCGUUGUCAUCGGCGAGCAUCCAGCAUGGCGGACUCCAAUGUUCUUUUAUUUUUCUUCUUUCUGUGUCUCGGCGGUGUCAGCGGCGCGGCCACCCCCCCUUGCCCGCCGUGCCAGAAUGCCCUGUGCCCGGAGCCGCCAGAUGCCUGCCGCUACGGGGCUGUGAAGGACGCCUGCUCUUGCUGCUCCGUGUGCGCCAAGGGCCCGGGCGAACUCUGCAGCCUCCCGGCCUCUCCUUGUGCCAGCGACCUGUCCUGCCAACUCGGAAUCUGCCUGCCCGACUUCGAGGUCCUGAGUCGCUUCAUCCGAGCCGCCGACCCUCAGACCUUCGACCCGGACCGCACCCAGAGGCACGACCACCUGCACGACCACGAGCCCCAGGACCCCGACCACGCGCGCGACAAUGACUCUUUGCAUGACCAUACUCGGGAGCUCGGGCAGUGAGGCUCAAGAUAAUGUUUAGUCUUAUUUUGGUGAUUCUAUGAUGAUGUUUAGGUUUAUAUGGUAAUGUUUAGUUGUUGUUUUUUCUUAUGAUGAUGUUUAGCUUUUUAUGAAGAUGAUAAUUUUAGCAUUUUAUGAAGAUGAUAAUUUUAGCUUUUUAUGAAGAUGAUAAUUUUAGCAUUUUAUGAAGAUAAUUUUAGCAUUUUAUGAAGAUUAUAAUUUUAGCUUUUACGAUAAUGUUUAGUUGUUUUUUAUGAUGAUGUUUCUUUUUUUAAGAUGAUAAUAUUUAGUUUUAUUUAUGAUGAUGGUUACGUUUGGAGGCUUUAUCUGCAGCGUCCUUAUCUGCAAUUUCUUGCAAGUAGUUGAUUUUUUUUGUUGCUGAAUAGGUAAAAUGCCCAUUACUUCUUGUAUUUUAUUUUGUAACUCGUCAUUUGGUCAUUUAAAGAGUGCUUAAAAGAUAUUGUAUAAUAAAACGCACGUGAAAAUGGUAUAAGAAUAUACGGAAAGGUAUAACAUUUAUUUUUAGGCUCAAAAGAACCAGUAAAAUGCAAUAUAAUUGACAUCAAAGGCAGCAUUGAUAGAGGAGGGAUACAUAAUCGUUCGAACUCCUUUACGUGACUUACAUUUAUCUUUAAAUUAGUAAGAGUCUGUUUAUGAUUAUAUUUUGAUAAGAAACAAAAAUAUAUAUGAAUAGUAAAAAUAAUACUUGUGUUUUUGAGAUUUAUCAAAAGACAGAUAAAUUGAUAAACACUGUGGAAGUGAACAAGCCACAGCCUGAUGGUGAAUGCAUUCGAAUGUGUGAUCCAUCAAAUAAAGCUUCACAAAUACGAAAA